AUGAGCCACGAGGAAGAUUACCCAGCAAACAUUGAUGAGCAGUUGCUUACUGCUGUGAAAAACCAGGUAAAUGGACAUGACUUAGAUGAUGGCAGUCUGGUGAAAUUGGAAGCUUCAAAACAUCACCACCGAAACCCACAACAGGAAAAUCAGCCUCUGCAGGAGCAGCGGGCUGCCCAAGAGGCCCAAGCUCAGGCCCAGGCCCAAGCGCUAUACCAUCAGCAGCAACAUUUGCACGACGACUCUGAGUACAAUAUCCAGAUCCCUGAACCCAUCAUAGACUCCCGGCUGAAAAUCUAUCCAGUGUCGGAAAACACAAUCACAAAUGAGGGAAACUUGAUAACGCGGCCAUUCCCAGAGCAGAUGUUUCACACACGCGACGAACUCAACGAGUUCAUUUCGGAGUUUGCUCGGGAUAACGGUUUCGGAAUUGUCAUUGCUCACUCGAACAAAAAGGCCAUUUACUACACCUGCGAGUUGGGUGGACGCUACCGCCAUAAAAAGGGCAAAUCCAUCCAGCAACAAGAGGAAGAAGCUGCGCGCAGACAGCUCAAUGAGACCGGAACAGCAUAUGUGUUGGAGCCCCAUGCCCGCACUAAAAAGUUGCGGUGUCCGUUUAGCAUGACAGCAUCGUUCCGCAAGUCCAACCUGAUUUGGUCGCUUCGCACAACUUGCAACGAGCACAACCACCCGCAGUUGGAUCCUUUGUCUAACCAUCCAAUGUUGCGCAAGCGUUCAGAUGAGUUGAACUUGCUUAUCUUGGACUUGUAUAAGGUGGGCACCAAACCUUCUCACAUCGAGGCAAAGAUCAAGCACCAAUUCCCCGACGUGUUGAUCAAGCGUGAAGACAUUUACAACGAGAUCCGUGGCUAUAAGCGUAAAUUGAAGAAGCAGAACAAGUUUCUACCUGGCGGCGUUGGUGCGAACGGUAUCAAGCGCCGCCGUAACGCCGCACUGUACCAUCAAGUUAUGGAGGAUGACGACGAAGACGAUGACCACGACGAGGUCUUAUCCUAUGAGUUGGAGCGCCAAAGGCAGGAGGCCGAAAUUCAGCGCCAAUUGGCCGUGGAUCACCACUCGCACCACCAUUCCAUGGGCCAUCUGCUUUCACCACACCCACAUUUGGAUGAGCAACAGCUACAACAUUACCAGCAACAAUUGCAUGGUCUUCACGAAAGUGAGCACGGAGAUAGCACUGCAGCAGCUGCAAUUGCUGCAGUGGCAAGCGCAGCUCAUGCUAGUGGUAACGGCGACUUGUCCAUCGACAAUAUCGACAGCAGAUUGGUAGGAGAAUAG
Clavispora lusitaniae ATCC 42720 is the source of this 1296-nucleotide messenger RNA. RefSeq lists its product as uncharacterized. Gene Ontology annotation, molecular function: DNA-binding transcription factor activity, RNA polymerase II-specific. Gene Ontology annotation, biological process: positive regulation of transcription by RNA polymerase II; cellular response to iron ion starvation. NCBI's taxonomy places the organism in Eukaryota, Fungi, Ascomycota, Pichiomycetes, Serinales, Metschnikowiaceae. The record is from RefSeq and is a predicted model, not a curated record.